AUGACAAUCGAAGAAGCGCCUCCCCAGUCGAACUAUGAUGGCGUUCCUCAAAGAGAAGCAUUCGCCCAACGACCAGCCGCAGACCUAAUACCCAUAUCACACCCUCUUCCCUGUCAACAACAGGCCCCCCAAAAAGCCAACACAUCCUCAACUCUGUCAAAUAGGACAUUUCAACCACAAACUAAGGUUGCCAUUCCUCGUCAACGGGCUGCAGUUGCUCCGCGUUAUAAUCGACGAGUGCCUCGUGCUUGUUCGUCCUGCAGGCAGCGCAAAACAAAAUGUAGUGGUGAUACCCCGGUUUGUCGCCAGUGUCGUGAGCUGAGGGCUACGUGCAACUACCCCGAAGGUUGGAGGGAGAGAACAAAAAAACAAGUUGACAAGCUCUCAGAGAAAGCGCAAGAGUAUGAGAAUCUGUUGAAGGAUUUGGCGGGUGUUGUUGAUUUCAGUAUCGCGGAGCGGAUCAGGAGCUUGCUGGACAAGAAUGGCCCGGAAGUGGAUUAUUCGUCGCAUAAUUCCCAGUCUCAAUCAGCAACCCCCCAGGAUGAAGUUCUAGGAAACGAUGAACCGACUUCGCCGUCGUCUAUUGGGUCUCUGGAGGCGAUUGAUCGAGUAGAAGAGGAUAUCAAUCGGUCAGAACAUGCUAGAGCAACUGGUUAUAUGGGGAAAAAUUCAGAAAUUACUUGGAUGCAACGACUACAGAGAGAGGCAGAUCAACGUGCCAAAGGUCUUCCGGGGAGUCUGGAGCCAGGCCAGGAUCUAAAGACUGAUGAUGCGUUAGCUCUGCAUGCAGUCAAUUAUCAUCUUGAUGACUUGGAUAUUUCAGUCCCCGGACCGAUACAAUUGUAUUCCAUGCCCCCCCGAGAGAUGGCGGAUCAUAUGUUCGAGGCUUAUUUGACUACCGUGCAUCCGUUCUUCCCCAUCAUCAACAAACCCCUUUUCUCAGCACAGUACCGGACAUUCUUUGACAGUGCUGCUCAACCCGGUGACAAGUGGCUUGCUAUAUUGAAUAUGAUAUUCGCAAUUGGGGCUAAACAUAGCCAUCUCAUUGACGCACCAUGGCGUGGGGAUGAUAAGGACCAUUUGGUGUAUCUGACGCGAGCUAGAAUUCUUAGUAUGAAUGGCGAUGCCCUGUUCAGCCAUCCCGAUCUCCAGCAAGUCCAGGUAGAAGCCUUGGUUGCAUUCUACCUUCUCGCUUCUGAUCAAAUCAAUCGGGCGUGGAGAAUCUCGGCUUUGGCAGUGCGGUCUGCAAUCACACUUGGAAUCAACAUGAAAAGCAGUAGUCCAACCACACCCAAUCUUUCGAAAGAAGCCCGUUACCGAGUUUGGUGGUGUCUGUAUACAUUCGAGCACAUGCUCGGAAUAAUGACUGGUCGGGCAACUUGUAUCCAGGACGCAAUGUGCACCGCGCCUUUCCCGAUACCAUUUGAAGAAGAACAGCUACAGGAGCCAGAUGCCCUCGAAGUACUCACAGAUACAACACUACGAGACGAACGAAUCAACAACGUCAUGACAAGUGCGUCUAUCAGAAAAAUGCCGUUCCACCCAGUAAAUGGUAAGGAUGCCAGUCAGCACACUCGAGUGCGAGAUACUGAAUGGAUCAAAAACUUGCGUGUCAACUACGGUCUCUGUUAUGUCUACUUUUGCGACUUGAUAGUCAUAGUGCAAGAAAUUGUCAAUAAAGUCUAUUCAGUAGACUGCGUGAUGAUACCAUGGGCACACAUCGAGAUCCGGAUUGCUGAACUCAAGUCCCGAACUGAGAUAUGGCAAUCCAACCUUCCAACCGGGCUUGACUUCACAAUCAAGGAAGAUAAUGGACCGGAUAUCCUUCGCUACAAACUGAGUUUAGCGCUGCAAUACUAUAGUGCGCGGAUCACACUAGGCCGUCCCUGUCUGUGCCGGCGUGACGCGCGCCAAAAAGGCAACAACCCCUCUUUCAGCCACGAAAUGGCAGUAUUAACCCUGAAUUCUGCAAGACACAUGCUGGAUCUGAUCCCGGAUGAGCCAGAUGCACUCCAGCUGUACAGGAUUUCCCCAUGGUGGUGCAUCCUCCACUAUCUCAUGCAAGCGGCGACAGUCCUCCUCCUCGAGCUGUCCUUCGGCACCGUCCACAUGCCAGAAGAAGAAAAGAACUUCAUCAUCCUCUCUAAGAAAGCAAUCCGCUGGCUCUUCGCAAUGUCCGGGGAGAGCAUUGCCUCCCGACGCGCCUGGCAGCUCUGCGACCUCAGCCUCCGCAAACUGGCCCAGGGCAUGAAAUACGACGUCAGCGACAUGCCCUCCUACCCAUACAUCUCAGAGCCCACAACAACUAUAGGCUCAGAACUGCUGUCUGACCAGCCUGUAUCUCAUGCCGCUGGCGCUGGCGCCGGCGACUACUGGGGCCAGCUGGAACAUCCCCAAGUGUCUGUUCCAGAUGCACAGCCCGCUUUAGACUACUUCUACCCGACUAUCUCGACCGCGGACCUGGUCGACUCGUUGACAGCCGAGGCCCAGGACUCAUACUUCCCUUAUGAUCCCAUCUCCGGGGAGUUUAUGCGUUCUUUCUUCCCUCAUUCCAAUGAGAAUGAAGACUAG
Messenger RNA from Penicillium vulpinum, 2571 nucleotides. RefSeq names its product Zn(II)2Cys6 transcription factor. NCBI's taxonomy places the organism in Eukaryota, Fungi, Ascomycota, Eurotiomycetes, Eurotiales, Aspergillaceae. The transcript is spliced from 5 exons. Gene Ontology annotation, biological process: DNA-templated transcription; regulation of DNA-templated transcription. Bases 1 to 2571 code for a protein of 856 amino acids. The record is from RefSeq and is a predicted model, not a curated record. Gene Ontology annotation, molecular function: zinc ion binding; DNA-binding transcription factor activity, RNA polymerase II-specific; DNA binding.